Messenger RNA from Dissophora ornata, 781 nucleotides. NCBI's taxonomy places the organism in Eukaryota, Fungi, Mortierellomycota, Mortierellomycetes, Mortierellales, Mortierellaceae. The record is from the annotation of a GenBank genome assembly.
GGCCUUCAGCCCAAAAGGCAGUGGCUCAUACCUCAAGGGCUGCAGUUUUCGAGACGAACAAGACGCGGGCAUUAGACGCGGCCUCCCUGGCGUGGCUCCAUCUGACCCUUCCUGGCGGGCCAGAACCUGCUAUUCAGCCUGCACCCCGUUCCCAGAUAAAAAGGAUUGUCCGGUCAUACAAGUCAGCCAUCCAGAUGUGGAGAUCAACAAAAUCAUCGCAUCACGGGACAAGAGACGCGCUGAUGGGUGGUCUCACUGCACUCGGCUGGGGAGUGUGUUUCUGCGCACACGAGGCAGAUGUGUGUAUCUCUAAACAACCAGCACCCGUCACUGUCGCCACAUCUGACUCGGACUUCUUGUUUCAUGGUAUUGCUACUCUCUUUCGCCAAGAUCCACAGGACAGGGCCAUCUUCCGCCGCUACCGUCCCGCAGAGAUAUGGAGGCAUCUUGACCUGAAUCGAACCAUGGUCAUUGUACUCGCAACUGUGACUAAGAAUGACUACGUCAACAAUGUCAAAGGCUACGGAAUCGCUAAGAACCUGGAUCUGAUCAAGAGUCUACCCAACGUGACUGGACUUAACUACCGAAGGCUUCCGGCGGCAUACUGCAGUCAUCUUACGAACAAGAACGACUUUCCUGAAGGCCAGACAGUCCUAAACCCUGCAUACUUCAAGAGCGCAGAGGACAUAUACCUCAGGAAGCACGAGCUCCCAGUCAGUCAGCAACAACAAGCGGUUUUUCCUUCCAUGAUCGAGCUUGACGAUCAAAUGAGAGACAUGAU